This is a messenger RNA of Dryobates pubescens (Downy woodpecker), 966 nucleotides long. RefSeq names its product mas-related G-protein coupled receptor member D-like. Lineage: Eukaryota; Metazoa; Chordata; Aves; Piciformes; Picidae. Gene Ontology annotation, cellular component: membrane. Bases 1 to 966 code for a protein of 321 amino acids. Gene Ontology annotation, molecular function: G protein-coupled receptor activity. The record is from RefSeq and is a predicted model, not a curated record. The transcript has a single exon. Gene Ontology annotation, biological process: G protein-coupled receptor signaling pathway.
AUGGAGGAGACCAUCCCAACAGACCCCACUCUAAUAUACACAAAUACAACAUAUCCAGAACCUGAAGAAUCUUAUUAUUUUUGGUGUGAAAGUCCAAGAAAUGUCAUCUUUAUAAUUUUCUGUGUCUGCACUUGCAUCUGUGUGUGUGGGCUUGUGGGGAAUGCGGCGGUCCUGUGGCUCCUGGGCUUCCGCAUGAAGCGGAAUCCCUUCACCGUCUAUGUCCUGAACCUGGCCGUCGCUGACUGCUCUCUGCUCCUGAUCCUGCUUGCAAAAUUUACACUCUACUUUAUUGCAUGGGUCUAUUGUAUUGACUAUAGGGUGUUUGAUUUAGCUAAUACUAUCCUGUUCUUUAUGUACCUAUUUUGUUAUGUGGCUGGCAUGUAUCUGCUGACAGCCAUGAGCGUGGAGCGCUGCCUGGCUGCUUUGUUCCCAGUUUGGUACCGGUGCCACCGUCCCAAGCAUUUGUCACGCACCCUGUGUGGGAUGCUCUGGACUCUUGCUGCACUUUUUCUUCUGCUGCUCAUUCUGACUUCUGUUUUUACUGAAAGCCUUGAAGAAGUAUUCAGUGUUUUGAACAUUGUGAAUUUUCUUCUGUUCUCUUUCUUCCCACUGCUUUCCAACCUGGCCCUGUUCAUCAAACUCCGAUGUGGCUCCCAGGGACGACACCCAGGCAAACUCUAUGUUGCUGUCCUGCUCAGUGUCCUCUUCCUGUUCUUCUUUGGACUUCCACUCACUGUGUCAAAUUUUCUUCUUUCUUCUGAUAAAGUUUCUCGUGCUAUGUCUCUCCUGCUGGUGUCACUGAACAGCUCCAUCAAUCCUCUCCUUUACUUCCUGGUGGGCAGCUGCAACCAGCACCGCUUCCAAUACUCUGUCAAAGCUGCCUACCAAAGACUAUUUGAAGAGGAAGCCACCAGUGAGGAGAGGAGCCAGGUGCCUGAGGAUGCUGUGAUGGAGACCAGCGUCUGA